This is a messenger RNA of Bemisia tabaci, 3132 nucleotides long. It is a transcript of the gene kay, whose product is annotated as transcription factor kayak. The record is from RefSeq and is a predicted model, not a curated record. Gene Ontology annotation, molecular function: RNA polymerase II cis-regulatory region sequence-specific DNA binding; DNA-binding transcription factor activity, RNA polymerase II-specific. Lineage: Eukaryota; Metazoa; Arthropoda; Insecta; Hemiptera; Aleyrodidae. Gene Ontology annotation, biological process: regulation of transcription by RNA polymerase II. Gene Ontology annotation, cellular component: nucleus.
UGGCGCUGGCUGGAUGGCGGCGCGGAGGGAGGAGGGGCGAGGAGAGACGGAAAGGGCUAGGGCUUCCCCGGUGAUGAGUCAUCUGUCUUUUCCAAGUAACUGGCUAAUGACGUGCUCUGUAUCCUUGUGCAAUUCUUGUUCUCUGUUCUCACUUCAUUGUUGUUACGCUCAGUUAGCUUAAGGUGUCCGCGCUUUCAAAGUCGUCCGUUUGUAUUUUUCGUCGCCCUACAUUUUCUGAUGUUUCAGUUCUAGCUCAAAUUGCGUUUUUAGUAUUAUUCUAACAGUUUUGUGGUGUUAUGUCCCUUGGUAUUGAAUCGCCAGUCUCCGCAGCCAUGAAUAUUCUUCACAGUGGAGUUCCAACUAGAACAACCCCCACAUUGACGCCCACAACUUUGCGAAAGUUUGAACAAACUCUCCUAGAUCUCGAGGGUGAAGUUAGACCCCACCAAAAUGAAGCAAGAUUUGUUCCUCCUCCACUAGAUCCAUCCAUGUCCCAAAAUGGAAACAUACUCUUGAGUUUUGUUGACACCAAAAGUUGGCAAGGUUCAACCGUGAAUUCUGUGCCUUUGACCCCGAUUCCUACGGUUAAGAGUCCUCCCAUUCAAAACCUGCAAAACCAAAACCCAAACCCAAACCCUACUCGUAAAAGUAUGGGAGGCAGAAGACCAAUCAAGGAUAAAUCGAUUUCCCCUGAAGAAGAAGAACGAAGGCAAGUUAGGCGUGAACGCAAUAAAUUGGCUGCUGCCCGUUGUCGGAAAAGAAGAUUGGAUCAUACCAAUGAGCUUUUAGAGGAGACAGAAGGACUGGAAGAAAAGAAGCAGAUGCUUCAGAAUGAACUCACUCUUCUACAGCGGGAAAAAGAAGAAUUAGAAAGCCUACUGGAAUCACACGAGCCUGCUUGCUUGCUGAAAAAUGCCAAUCCCACCUCAACAGAAUCCAUUGAUAUGAAACCGCCACCCAUUUUAUACAUUAAACCAGACCCAGAUUCCGACGUAGAUGGACCAUUGAAAUCGAAACUGGAUCCGAUCAUCUCCAACCCAAUGUUAUCUCAACAGCCAUCGCAGAAACCAUUCUCAAACCAAAGAGUCCGUCCUAAUUCCUUACCUGUUUCGUCCGGCUUUACGCCCAGCCAUAGGCCUGCUGAAAUGAUGGAUAUUCCAGUUUCUGCAGCAACUGUUAUGCCAUUAAAUUUUGAUUCAUUAAUGGAAGGUGGCACAGGGCUUACGCCAGUGUCGGGUCCCCUCGUCCCAUCAUGCUCAUCACAACAACGCAAUAUGGGCUGUGUAGACUUAUCUAGCCCAGACUCCGCCUCAAGCAAACUGGUGUCUCUAUGACAUGAAACAGUUGCCCUCAACCAUUUAAUAAAGACGUACAAUCAAACAGCUUUCGUUAUUCCCCGCAAGUCUUUUUAACCAUGAAAUUAUGCCAUGAGUUACGAGCAUACAUUGCAAAAAUAAGUAUUUUUCUAGUAAAGCAACAUCAGUUACUUGCAUAUUUCUUCUCUCUCUCCAAUUAGUACGUAAAUAUUUAUGUAUUCAAUUCUCGUUUUAAAAGUCAUUUUGUGUUUUGUUCUUUGUCUUUUCUCUGAGAUUGUGCAGAUUUCACUGAGUGAGAUUAAUAUUUUUUUUUUCUCUCCGUUUGGAUCAAAGUGUUAACCCUGGUUGUUUUAAUUAAGUUAGCUCAAACUUAAUGUCAAAUAGGUAUGCUAAAACGUUCAAUGCCUACAGAUAAUUCAACUGCCAAAAUCUUGUUGGAAAUAUCAAAAGCUUCACUUCAAAAUUUUAAAUUUUAAUCAAGCGCUUAUCAAAUAAGUUCUCAUUAAAUUCAAACCUCACUAAUUUGAAUGUUGAGUGCAUCUCCCCUCCCUAAGUAUGAAGAUUGGUUUUCGAAAUUUUUUAUUUUGUUGAUGCAUUAGUUUCUUUUCUUUAAUCAACAUGAUUUAUAUUAGAAGAAAAAUUAUAUAUAUUGCCAGUGAUGCGGAAAAGGUGGAAAAAGUUUUACCUUUAUUCCUUAAUGCCAAUGAUCAUUUCGCGCCUAAGCGCAUCAUCAGGGCGUAGAUACCGCAAUCAUAUCGCAUUGAGGAAAUGCACGUCACCAAUAUAAAAAUUAUUAAAAUGUUUAAAAACUUUUUUCGUACAAUACGCAUGAUUUAUAUGUCUCAAACCCUGUGUGCUUGUCUCUAAAUAUGUGCCUCAAUUAGCUUCUGUCAAUUCUUUCUCCCUUUUUAAAGUUACUUGUUAGUAUCAAUGAAAUGUUGAAUCUUCAACAGAAUUUAAUGUAAUUCAUCCAUGUAUGCCUGAAAUAUUUUUCAGUGCUGUCAAGUCUGACAAAUGUGUUAUUAUUUCCAUAGUUAUUUUUCCUCUCCGAUGCGUUCUAGAGUAAGAUAACAAAAUAUUUUGUUGAUAAACAAAAAAUAUAAGUGACCAAGUGACCAUACUGUUUAACCCACUCAAUUUGCACUGUUGCUCUUGUUUCCUUUUAACAUGAAUGAAGCAAAUGCCUCUGGUGUUAACAUUUAAAGCCCCAUGCUCAAGUACAACAAAACUUCCUUUGUUCUUGUACCCUUCAGUAUUGACUGUUUUUUUUUCACCUUUUAAGCAAUGUCAGCAAAUUUCCGAGUCCUCUGAUAUAUUUUUCGCCAAGCCUCUUGCGUUGCAACUUCAAUUCUGCGUAGUUUACUUUCAGUAAGGAUGAUUGUCUGUUAUCAAUAACUUCAAAUGUACCUACACAACUAAGUUGACAAAACCAUGGAAUGUAACAUCACAAAAAUUAAAUAUUGCUUUAUAUCUAUGUCUGCAAGUGUUAAUACAUGUACCCACAGUUGCUGAUCUUCAACCAACAACUUCGGUUUAUUGAAAGUGUUGAUAUACAACAUUAUGGUAGUAGCACUUAGUGUAAUUUUUGGUUUGUUGGGUGGCCAGUGCAAUGGGUUAAACUGACUGGAAAACGUUUUUAUGAACUGAUAUUAAUCAAAAUUAAUCAUGUUUUGUCUAAGACUGUGCUUUUUGCUAAGUCCUGACGAUAGUUAAAGCCGAAAAGCUUCGACUAAUAAAUUCUUCAGUUUCAAAUUAAUGUGAGUUAACAUUUUAUUUUAACCCAAAGCACUGGCUACCCAACAAACCAAAAAAAAAA